Saprolegnia diclina VS20 is the source of this 831-nucleotide messenger RNA. RefSeq lists its product as hypothetical. The coding region runs from base 1 to 831 and encodes 276 amino acids. The transcript has 3 exons. NCBI's taxonomy places the organism in Eukaryota, Oomycota, Saprolegniomycetes, Saprolegniales, Saprolegniaceae. The record is from RefSeq and is a predicted model, not a curated record.
AUGAUUCCGCUCGCAGCUGAAGCCCCCGUGAACCUCGCGACGGCCAAGACCCUCUCGAAAGGGGCCGUCAGUGCCAGCAACCCCGGCGCCGACGAAGAUGCGGAGUUUUGGAAGAACACGUUCAGAGACCGUGUGCCCCAGCACGCGGCGGUGACAGCCAAUUGGCGCGAGCCGUCGCCGUCCGAGUUUCGCGUCCGCAGUAAAAAGUACCUCACCGACAGUGUCAAGGAGGCCGUGGAUCACCCCAAGUGCGACUUGGUCUGGGUCGACGUGUUCCAGGGGAAGAAAGAAGCGUUCUUGCAUGCUGCUGCGCGCCGCGACGGCGUCGUCGCCCACUUCCACACGCUGUACCCAGCGAACGAGCUCUUCGUCCUCAACAUUAUCCUGCCCGGCAAGCCCGAGGUGACGUACGUCAACUACUUUGCACUGCGGACGCCGGUGGCCGGGACGGAGGACUCGGCGUUCGGCCGGCUUUGGCGGGCGUUCCUUGACGGCUCGGACGAGUUCCGCAACGCUCGCCUCAAGCUCAUUCCGCGCAUCGUGCACGGGCCGUGGAUGGUACGCAAGGCCGUGGGCUCCAAACCCUUUAUAUUGGCGAAAGCGCUGCCGAUCCAGUGGUUCCGCGGCAAGCACUACCUCGAGGCCGUCGUCGAUGUGAGUUCGGACGCUGUCGCGCGCAAGGUCACGUCCAUGUGCCGCAUGUGCGUCUCGUCGCUCACCGUCGACAUUGGGCUCGUGCUCGAGGGGCAAAAGGAGGACGAGCUCCCAGAGGCGAUGCUGGGCUGCGUCCAGUACGACCGACUGGACAUGGCCAACGCGACGCCGAUCUAA